Vidua macroura (Pin-tailed whydah) is the source of this 3442-nucleotide messenger RNA. RefSeq names its product sodium channel epithelial 1 subunit delta (gene SCNN1D). NCBI's taxonomy places the organism in Eukaryota, Metazoa, Chordata, Aves, Passeriformes, Viduidae. The record is from RefSeq and is a predicted model, not a curated record. Gene Ontology annotation, biological process: sodium ion transmembrane transport. Gene Ontology annotation, molecular function: ligand-gated sodium channel activity. Gene Ontology annotation, cellular component: membrane.
UUUGGAAAAGCCUUUUUUGGAAAAAGCCUCUUUGGAAAACGCCCCUCUGGAAAAGACCUCCUUGGACCAAGCCUGUUUGAAAAAAGCCUUUUUGGAAGACUCUUUCCCUCAGAUUAAUCCAGCCUUGGGAUGCUCUUGGGAAAGGCUUCCUUGGAAAAGGCUCUUUGGGAAAAGUUUCUUUGGAAAAGGCCAUUUAGGAAAAGGCCAUUUGGGAAAGGUUUCUUUGGAAAAGGCCGUUUGGAAGAAGUUUUUUUGGAAAAGGCCUCUUUGGGAGAAGACCCUCUUUGGAAGAGACGUCUUUGGAAGAUACCAUUUGGGAUGAGCCCAUUUGGGAUGAGCCCUUUUGGGAAAAAUCCUCUUUGGAAAAGUCCUCUUCGGAAAAGGCCAUUUGGAAAAGCCUUUUUUUGGAAAAAGCCUCUUUGGAAAAGACCUCCUUGGACCAAGCCUGUUUGAAAAAAGCCUUUUUGGAAGACUUUUUCCCUCAGAUUAACCCGAUUUUCCCAUUGUUUCCCAUGCCCAGAAAGCCACUUGGAGGAUGGAACCAGAGCUGCCGGGAGGAGCAGGAGGAGGAGGAGGAGGAGGGCGAGGAAGGGCUGAUCGAGUUCUACGGCUCCUUCAAGGAGAUGUUUGAGUUCUUCUGCAAGAACAGCACGAUCCACGGCACCGUCCGGCUGGUGUGCUCCGGCAGGAACCGCGCCAAGACGGCGUUCUGGACGCUGCUGCUGCUGGCCAGCCUCGCCAUGCUCUACUGGCAGUUUGCCCUCAUGUUCAGCCAGUUCUGGGCCUACCCCGUGGUGCUCACCAUGUCCAUGGACUCCGAGCCCAAAAUGUUCCCGGCCGUCACCGUCUGCAACCUGGAUCCCUACAGGUUUGAGCUGAUCAGGGAGCAGCUGGAGCAGCUGGAGCGCAUGGCCGAGGAGUCGCUGACCUUCCUGUACGGCCCCAAGGCCUCGGCCAGGCUGUCCCACCUGAGGGACAGGGACAGGGACAGGGACAGGGACAGGGACGGGGCCAUCCCUGUCCAGCCCCGGGCCAACCUCAGCAGCAACUUCAGGCUCAGCCACAACUUCUCCCUGGUCAGGAUGUGGGAGCCCAGGGCCGGCAGGAAACAUUCCAGGGUGGGAUUCCGGCUGUGCAACGCCACGGGCGGGAAUUGCCUGUUCAGCUCGCAGGCGUCGGGCGCGGCCGCGCUGCAGGAGUGGCUCCGCUUCCACUACAUCAACCUGGUGGCGCAGCUGCCGCCGGCGCUGGCCCGGGCCCCGCGGCGCUUCCCGGAGCUCGUGUACUCGUGCCAGUACGGCGGCGAGCCCUGCCGGCCCAGUGAUUACGUUCCCUUCCACCACCCAGUUUUUGGGAGCUGCUACACUUUUAACAGCAGGGGGACAGAUCCCUUCUGGAAAGCCACAAAACCAGGAAUUCCUUAUGGGCUGUCCCUGAUCCUGCGGGCCGAGCAGAAGGAGCACAUCCCGCUGCUGUCCACCGUGGCCGGGGUGAAGGUGAUGAUCCACAGCCACAACCAGACGCCGUUCCUGGAGCACGAGGGCUUCCACAUCCGCCCGGGCAUCGCCACCACCAUCGCCAUCCGCCAGGACCAGGUGAAUCGCCUGGGCGGCAACUACGGCAAGUGCACCACGGACGGGGCCGACGUGGCCGUGGAGCUGCUCUACAACAACUCCUACACCCUGCAGGCCUGCCUGCACUCGUGCUUCCAGCGCGCCAUGCUGCGCCAAUGCGGCUGCGGCUACGUCUACUACCCGCUGCCCGCCGGGGGGCGCUACUGCGACUACAGCCGCCAGCCCGCCUGGGGGCACUGCUUUUACCAGCUGUACCGGCGGCUCCGCGGUCACCGCCUGGAUUGUUUCCAGCACUGCCCCAAGCCCUGCAGGGAAUCCCUGUACAAGGUCUCAGCUGGCACAGCCAAGUGGCCCUCGCUGAAAUCCCAGGACUGGGUGCGCCAGGCUCUGCGGCACCAGAACGGCUACAACUCCAGCAGCAGCAGGAGGGACGUCGCCAAGGUCACCGUGUUCUACCGGCAGCUGAACUCGCAGGCCGUGCGCGAGGCCCCGCUGCUCUCCGAGAACCUGCUGCUCUCCAGCAUGGGCAGCCAGUGGAGCCUCUGGUUCGGCUCCUCGGUGCUCUCGGUGGUGGAGAUGCUGGAGCUGCUCCUGGACACCCUGGUCCUGUCCCUGCUCUUCUGCUUCCAGAGGCUCCGGGCCGGGAGGAGCCCCAGGCCCGGCCCAAAUUUAGGCCUGGCCCAGGGAAAUUCCCGGGAAUUGCGGGAGGGGCAGGAGGGAGCCCCAGGUUUGGGGUCGGGGCAGCUGCGGGAUGGGGGUGGGAACGGGCAGGAGCGGGAUUUGGGACAGCCCUGAGGAGAUGGGGGCUGAGAGGGGAGGAAUUCCCAAAUUCUGGGGGAAAAGUCACAGGGAUAUCCUGGAUCCAGAGCUGAGGGGGAUGGAGACGGGUGGAAUUCCCAAAUUCUGGGGGAAAAGUCACAGGGACAUCCUGGAUCCACAGCUGAGGGGGAUGGAGAGGAUUAGAAUUCCCAAAUUCUGGGGGAAAAGUCCCAGGGAUGUCCUGGAUCCACAGCUGAGGGGGAUGGAGAGGAUUAGAAUUCCCAAAUUCUGGGGGAAAAGUCCCAGGGAUGUCCUGGAUCCACAGCUGAGCUUGGCAAUGCUUGGAAUUCCCAAAUUCUGGGGGAAAACUCCCAGGGACAUCCUGGAUCCAGAGCUGAGGGGGGUGGAGAGGAUUAGAAUUCCCAAAUUCUGGGGGAAAAGUCACAGGGAUGUCCUGGAUCCCCAGCUGGGCAUGGCAAUGUUUGGAAUUCUCCUGGAAUUCCCUGAAUUCUGACGGAAAGGUGCCAGGGAUGUCCUGGAUCCACACCUGGGAGGUUCCUGAGCGUGGCAGUGCUUGGAAUCUAGCUGGGCUCUGAUCCCAGCUGGAAUUCCCAAAAACCUCCUGGAAUUCCCAAAAAACUCCUGAAUUCCCAAAACCCUUCUUGGGUCUGAUCCCUCCUGGAAUUCCCAAAAACCUCCUGGAAUUCCCAAAAAUCUCUUGGAAUUCCCAAACCCUCUGGAAUUCCUGCUGCUCCGGGGCUGGGCUCGGGAUUUCUGCUGCUUUUGGAUUUCCCAGGAAAUUCCCAGACUCUUCCAGAGGGAAUAAAGAGAAAAAAGAAACGGGAUCGGGAAUUCUUUCGGUCCCAGGAAAAGCAACAGAUUCCUGUGGAAUCUGUUGAUAACAGAGAUAAUGCUAAUUUCUGCUAAUUUUUGUUAAUUUCUGUUAAUAUUUCUGUUAACUUCUGUUAAUUUCUGUUAAUAUUUCUGUAAAUUUUUAUUAAUUUCUGUAAAUUCCUGUACAUUUUUGUUAAUAUUUCUGAUAAUGUCUGUUAAUUUCUGUUAAUUUUUGUUAAUAUUUCUGUUAGUAUUUCUGUUUGUUUCUGUUAAUG